Molecule: messenger RNA, 990 nt
Organism: Agrilus planipennis (emerald ash borer)
Lineage: Eukaryota; Metazoa; Arthropoda; Insecta; Coleoptera; Buprestidae
Product: insulinoma-associated protein 1a-like
Exons: 1
Coding region: 7-843 (278 amino acids)
Biological process (GO): regulation of cell cycle process; neuron differentiation; negative regulation of transcription by RNA polymerase II
Cellular component (GO): nucleus; transcription repressor complex
Molecular function (GO): RNA polymerase II cis-regulatory region sequence-specific DNA binding; DNA-binding transcription repressor activity, RNA polymerase II-specific
Source: RefSeq, a predicted model, not a curated record
GGUGGCAUGCCUCGGAUGGAAUUCCAUCAUCGUCAUCAUGAAAUGGAACAUUUUCCAAUAUAUCACCGUGCAAUGCACCCGACGACAGCGAUUCUUCAGCCCCUCAUAUCGGUCCAUCUUCAGCAUCAACUCCAAUAUUUUAAAUAUACGGAACCAUUGGAACUAACAGCAGCCCCAUUGGAUCUCAGCCUCAAGAGCCAGACCCCCAUAACACCACCAUGCACUCCUUCACCUGGUAGCAAACGAUCUAAACUUCCCGUAUCUCCAAACACUCCCCCAGAUCUUCCGACUAAAAAAUCCAAGAUACAGAUCACCACUACUACAACAGCAGUUCAUCAAACCAAAAGGACGAAAGCCACAAGAAAACUAAAUUUUGAUGAAGAUACAAGCUCUCCUGUUUCCGGAACGAUUAUAAGGGAGUUAGAUCCGGGUGAGACGCUGGUGGUGCGGAAAGGUGACAUUGAUCCGGCACUUAAUGUCGUUGAAGUUACCGAAGAAGCUAAAGCCGAAUUGGCUAAGAUCGAGAAUCACAUUGGUGAUUACGUUUGCAGAUUGUGUCGUGAAUUGUACGAGGACGCGUUUGGUCUCGCUCAACAUCGAUGUUCCAGGAUUGUCCACGUGGAAUACCGAUGUCCCGAAUGUGAUAAAUUGUUCAAUUGUCCUGCAAACUUGGCGUCGCACAGACGAUGGCACAAACCGAAAACUGAAAAGAUUGCCAAACCACCUGAAGAAUGCACCUUGGAGGAAAGUGGUGAGCAAUUCUCCUGUGACAGUUGCGGCAAAAGAUUCCGGAGGGUGGCGUAUUUGAAGAAACAUCAAAUUGUUCAUCAGCAGGGUGAAUGACAACGGUUGUUCCCGAUUCGGCCUAUUCCUGUGAUACCGCCUCGAUUUUGGAGACCACCGAUACUGCCAUCCAAUGAAAUUGCUUCUUUGAAUAUUUCUAACAGGUAUGCUAAUCCUUCUUGGUUGGACAUUAUUAACUUUUCUAGU